Messenger RNA from Dentiscutata heterogama, 1025 nucleotides. The record is from the annotation of a GenBank genome assembly. NCBI's taxonomy places the organism in Eukaryota, Fungi, Glomeromycota, Glomeromycetes, Diversisporales, Gigasporaceae.
AUGAACAUACCAAUUUGUUUUGGCAGGCAGAAGGCAGUCGUGUUUUGCAGAAACAUUGCUAUCAUUUUGGUUAUCUUCUUUGUCACGGGAGCAUUAUCGCAAGGCACAACGACAUUUAAAACACCAGACGUUCUCUCUAUCUCUUAUAUCAAAGGAGGAAACGGAUUGACAGAUUGUAUUCCUCAGUUAAGGUCAAAGUUGUUAAAAACCUCGUGCCAAUUGGAUCCAGAAACGUGUGGAAAAAUCGAUCAAGCAUGCGACUUAUUGGUAGGAACGGCAAAUGAUGACCCUCCCGACUCCUUUUCAAAUAUGAAUUAUUAUGGCGGGGACUUUGCCUCAUGGGUUGUAAAGAAGGAGUACAGAGGAUAUAUUCAUAUUCCUAGUUUUGAUGUUAGCUGCGACGCUAGCGGUCAUCUCAUCAAGUUUGACCCUCGUGAUCCUGAUUAUCUUGAUCAACACAAUCCAACUCAACACCCGGAUAAAGUUACCGAUGAUAGCCGUAAUCCCUACGGAUAUACAAAAGUAUGGCCAUUUUAUCAAUCUGCUGAUAUUUACACUAAAGAUUUAUCAUACAAUGGGAUUCGGUACGCUAAAAACAGCGAUAAUACUUGUUUUGGCAUUCAUGAUGCUAGGUCUAGCCGGGUAGCUUCUCUUGAACGAGCAUAUCAACAUGUUUUGUUGGGCUAUGAUGCACCAUUUAUUUAUGGUAAUAUUGAUAUGUCAGUUUGUUGCAAUCGACAGGUUUCUGUUGCUUUUUCUUGUGCUGUCUUCCCCGAGGCCCGCCUAUACAUCAAUGGAAAAAAAGUCGGUGAGCAAACACAGGGCAGCCUUGGCGAUUUUAUCGUUUCUGGGGGCAAGACAAACAACAAGGAUGGAGUGGGAAAUUUUGCUCCCCCUGGUUCAGGUAUAAACUGGAUCGGCAAGAUUAAAAAGAAUUCAAAAUUUAGACCAACCACAUUUAUAGUGAUAGCGUUAAAUAUUAGAAGGAAUUACGAUAUUGGACCCUGGUUUCAUGGUCAUUUAUU